GUGGGGGUUGCCGCCCCUCUCACGCGUUAACCCCGCCAACGUGUAGAGAAUCGUGAAAGAGAAAAAGAGAUAGACGUAGGAGAAAAGAGAAAAGAGCGAGAGAGAGACGGGGCCACUGCCCCUCUCCUCCUUACGGGAGGUUCCUAUGAAUUUUGCGACACUCAAUAAAAAGUGGUUCCACGAGGUUAACAUUUCGGUAACUAUACCCUCGCCUACCCGGGGCGCGCACGCACGUAUAGAACGACGAACGCGGAUCGGGACGGACACGCGUAGAUACACGGUUGCGGCGACGAGGACGAGGACGAGGACGAAGACGACGGCGACGACGAUACGACGACGCGACGACGACUACGACGAGGGAGCGCUUAAAGGCGCUCACGGACGCGUAGAGGAACUCACACACGCGUAGCGACGAAAAUUCAGCCGUCUGUACGAGGGAAUACAAGCGGGCCAGCUAAGCCGGUACAUACGCGCGUUCAGAGAGAGAAACACGGUUGUGUGUAACAGCGAGGAGAGCGAGAGAGGGACAGGAAGAAGGAGGAGGAAGGAGAGAGAGAGAAAAAGUCCGAGGGACACACAGAGGAGCGCGCGGGCUCACGCAUACAUGCACGCGCAUGCACGCAUACCACGAGACCGCCGAAAAAACUGCACGGGAGAGGCGCAGCAACGGGCAAACCGAACCGCGCGCGAAUCAAGUGCUUUGGCCAGUCGCGUUCCCAAUCACUCUACGACUAGGUAGUCCCCCGGUGUGUCCCAAAGAAGCGGCAGGAAGCUGGUCCUUUGCUCGAUGGUGUCGUCCCGCAAGAUAAUAUCGGAUACUUUACCGCGGGAUCCUUCGUAUAGAGAUCCUACGCUACGUUCGCCGACUACGUUUUAACAGAUCUCUUGCGAAUUUCGAUCGUCGACGCUCACGCGAUCCUCGACGCUCACAAUCAGUUUCGGAGUUCUCCGGAUCACACGGGAGUGCGUUUGUUCCUCUUUUAUUUCUUUGUUCACGUUGCAUCAGACACACGCACCCGUCGUCGCCGUCAACACGGAAGAAGAAAGACAAGCAACGAAACACAGUGAUAACCACGCGUGCAAACGUAUGGGAAUCGUUGCGGCAACCGAUUCACGGUGAUCCAGUUGCAUCGCGUCGUAUCGCAUCGCAUCGCAUCGCAUCGCAUCGCUCCGCGUUGCACUUUACGAAGAUCGAGCAAAGAGAGAAGGGAAGAUCCUUGGCAAAGGGAUAUUUGUCCUUCUUCGCGUACGCACGCUGUUCUUACGCCGUAACGACUACGACGAACGCUCCUUCACGGACACGCGUAUCCUUCGUCCUCUUCGUCCUUCGAGGCGCGUGUGACAGCCGCGUGUACCGAGAUACGCGAUCACGGGCCCUUUCAACCAGACAUCUUCAAAAUUGGUGAGCAACAGGACGAACAGUGAAAAUCAACGAUAAAUAGGCUGUAUAACAGGAAAAGAAAAAGAAAAGUGUGAUCGUAUUUUUUUUUUUUUUUUUUUGCGUCGUCGACUACGUAGGAAAGUUUGUCGCGUUUCUGGAGGAUCGACGAUAGUGGAUUCGUGUCGAUCGAACGGAGCGAUCGUUUGGGCGCGUUCUUCGUCGAGUUCGCGGGAGGAAAUCACGUUGUCAAGACGAGACUCGUUUGUCGUCGAUACGUUGGUCGUGCAUCGUGUUUCACGAGGAUGGACCUACGAGUGUCCUCGAGAUCCUGCGGAACGCACGAGACUGGCGUGGUUUAGGGAAUCUCAAGCGGAUCCAGAUAGCUCCGGUGUGAAUAAUCGGGAGGCCGAGGCGACAGUGGAGACGAAGACCAAGGGGAAGACGAAGUCGGGGACAGACAGAAAUCGAGAGAGCCGGCUGAAAGAAGAGAAAAGAAGGCUUGCUCGUCGUCGCGAUCGUCGCAUCCGACAGUCAAACGGUGGGUUUAGCACCGACGACAAGGACACCGGGCAAAGGAGCCCCACACUUUACUUCGCACUCGACGAUCAAGGUGAAUAAACAUAACGAUGGUAGAUACGCAACACUUUUGUCUGCGAUGGAAUAAUUACCAAAGCAGUAUAACGUCUGCGUUCGAAAACUUGAGGGAUGAUGAGGAUUUCGUGGACGUCACACUGGCCUGCGAUGGCAAAAGCCUCAAAGCGCAUCGCGUCGUACUUUCCGCUUGCAGUCCCUACUUUAGAGAAUUGCUCAAGAGCACACCGUGUAAACACCCGGUGAUAGUACUUCAGGAUGUAGCGUUCAGUGACUUGCACGCGUUGGUGGAGUUCAUCUAUCACGGGGAAGUGAACGUGCACCAACGUUCCCUUAGCAGUUUUUUGAAGACCGCCGAAGUCCUCAGGGUAUCAGGGCUUACGCAACAGACGGACCAAACAGACAGGGACGAGCUGUCCCAUGUCCGCGCGUUGGCUGCCGGUGGUAAUCAUCUUCCCUUCCACGAGAAAUUGGAAGAGAGCUUUCCACGGGGUGGUUCGCCACCCACGCCGGUUACCUCGACGCCAACGACCGUGCAACAACUUCUACGCAGAGCACAGAUACGCAGGAACGAGAGACGAACGCCGGAUCCUCACGAUGAAUCGGCGAAGAAGCCGAGGGUGCCGUCGCCGCCGCUGAACAACAACGACGCGACGCCGACGGAUUUCUCGAUGGUGAAGAAUAAUCAUCUGUCGAGCAAGGUCGAGGGUAACGGCGUCCACGAGGAGAACAGCCCCCUCGAAGACAACAUCAAGUGUGAGCCACUGGAGCUGACCGGUGGUAACAGCGGUAACGGUGGUAACAACGAGGACUCGUCCGACUCUGGUGCAGCGGCGUCGGAUCGACCACCGGCCUCUGCCAGCAGUAACGAGCACGAGGUCGAAUCCGAGCACACACCCUCCUCGAAUUUUCUGUCAGAAACGAAAAUUUUCCCGCCCACGCCUGGAAGCUUUAAUUUCAGUAUGGCAGCGCUCGCCCCUGAACACACGCCAUUGUCAGUGAAAUUUCCAGGAUUGGGCCACGGGUUUCAAUCACCGGACUUGGCAGGAACUUCGCAAGGUACGGGCAACGGGAUGCAUCCAGCACCGUCGACGCCUCCCUCUGCCAUGUACCGGAUGCCACCGCCAACGGCGGGUGGUAUCAACGAGCCUCAGGAAUGCCCGUACUGCCGUCGCAACUUCUCAUGCUACUACUCCCUGAAGCGUCAUUUCCAGGAUAAGCACGAGCAAUCGGAUACCCUCUACGUAUGUGAGUUCUGCAACCGCAGGUAUCGAACCAAGAACUCGCUGACGACGCACAAGAGCCUUCAGCAUCGUGGCUCCAGCGUAAUGCUCAAGAGGCUGUUGAAGACCACGACGUUGAAGAACGUUCUAGGCAGCAUGCAACAGGGCCAGAUGCAACAGCAGCCGCAAUGAAAAUGUCGGAACCGUCUUACAGUCUCCCCGUCCCCUGGACUCUCUGCAUCCUCGUAUUCUCAUCGUCAUCGUUUACGUCCUUGCCACCAUCCGGUUCUUCGUCGUUCGAUAUCGUCACGGAUCGUUACGAUCGGUUAUCCUCGAUUCUUCCUGGACCAAAGUACGCUGCGAUGCGUCUGGAUGCGUCACAGACCGACGACAUACGCGUUUCCGAUUCGUCGAGUCGUUGCGCGUUCUUUGAAGAUCGAUCGAACAAAUCCUCUACGAGGCACGCGUCGAUCGUUCGCUAGAAUAUCGAUCUCGAAUCGAUCGGCCCUUCAUUGCCGAUUCUCUACCACCCCUCACUCGUCAGUGUUCUUCCAUCGGCCGAGGGUCACGCUUCUCACACCCUCCUACACCUUGUAGUCGUCGUUUUGUAGUUCUCCUCGAGUCAAGACUGCGAUUAAUCCAAAGAAGAUGAAGAUUAAGAAGAAGAUGAAAAAGAAGAAGGAAAUCGACUGAGAGACACGCGAUCUCGAAAUAUUCCCACGAUACGUUUCGUUGGGUUUCAAAGAAAAUGAUUGCCGUAGCGCGUGCGCGCGUGCAAGAACUGAGAAUACAUUCCAUUGCAUUGGCUUCCAGUCCCGCUGACCGGAAGCGAGUAGCUCGGACCGUUUCGACGAGGUCUCGAAUGUGUGACCGUCGCGUCGCUUUAACGCGUUCUACCGAGGGACUGACUCGACAGAGACUGUCAGCAACGUUUCUACAGGCAAACGCGCCCAUUUUUUUACAAAUUCUAUAUCACGAAAUUCACCUUUCUAAUUAGCUACUUUUGGAAUAAUUACGAUAUCGUUCAAAAGUAAUAGUACUUUUCUUCUCGGAAAACGAGCGUGGCCUUGCCUGUUUCGGUAUGUUGGGUCGUACGAGUCUCGGCCAGUCCCACGACACAUGUCAAUUUACAAGAUUAUCUUGCUAACGAUCGAAGCAGCGAUCUCGAAUCGUUUAGCAGAGAAACCACGAAGAACCAGGGACAGGGUGGCGAUUGGGGAAAGAAGAUUGAGGAAAAUAUGUAUCAGGAAUGAUCGAAACAUCGUGUUGUACAUAGAUGUUAACGCGUAUAUGUGUGUACGUACGGUAUGCGUGUAAAGUAAGAAAGAAAGUGUGCGUAUGUGGGUGUUGAGUGUACGUCUCUGUCGCUGGAACUUUUUAUGCGCACACACGCGAAACGCAUAAGUAUUCUCGGAUGUCAGGGGGGUGGGGGAAUUGUAGAUCGAGUAUCUUAGGCCUAAAUGAAAUUCAAUUACAAAGUCUACAAAAUAUGUGCUCAAAUUUUGGGAAUAGGGAGAGGGGUUAGAAAGGAUUCAGCGUUUUCGGCAAUCGAGAAACGAAGGGGGUGAGUAAGAAAAUUAGCUAAAUAGGCCAAGUAGAGCAGGAUAAGAGAAACAAAAAGGGGAAGGAUUUAGAGGGAAUCGUUGCGUGGAGACAAAGGGGAGAGAAGAAGCGGUAGAAAAAAAAGUGCAAGUAGAAGUUAGAUAUUGGGCUCUUACACGUGUACAGGUCCGUCGUGCGCGUAAAUUACAGACUAUAUUUUUAACUCUUUAAAAAUAAGAAUAUUUUGAGCUGUACAUAUAUAUACAUACAUAUAUAUAUAUAUAUAUAUAUAUUAUAUUCGUACGAUAUUGAUAACGAUGAUAUUCUCUUGUUCAGGUUUUAUAAAGGGGUGAAUGAAUGAAAGAAAGGAGAAACAGAGUGUAGUUCGACGUAGAUAGAACCUCGGUCGGAGCAGGGCAGUGAUAAAAAAGCUCAGGCGUUCCUCUCAUUUUCGUUUCGUUAGAGAUUCGCGCGUUUACGAGUCACAAUUAUACGCGUCUCAAUUGGCGAAUGUGCAAUAUUACGAGUAAGGGGAUAAAUUAGAGGAUUCGGGAGACCCUUGGUCUGCCUGUGGAACCGGCAGCAACCAACGUUUCGUUCCAUGUCUCGAUCUUUUUCGUUUUCUCUUCGUGUUUCGUGCUCGUGUCGUUCGAAGGGUCGUAGAAAAAGACAGAGGGAUCCAAUUAGGCCAAAGAGAAAAAAGGAAGCAUAGAUACACGGGGAUGAGAAGAGGUUCUAAAAAGAAUUUCGCGCGAGACUGUCGAAGCACUGCCCUGUUCUUUUCGAAUCUUCGAUGCGCAUCAAUGCCGUAAACGAACGUACAAGCGAGAGGAAACCCUAAAAAAGAUGUUCAUCGUGCAACAUAUUCAGGUUUAGAACUCAGUAUAAAAAGAAGAAAAAUGAAAAAAGAAUAAAGUUGAUGUUUUAUCGCAUAAUUAAGGGAUGGGGGGUUACAAACGAAAAAAGAAUAAUAAAACAAAGGAAAUGCCAUUAUAACUAACGAGCAAGUACAAAUUAUCGAGGGAAAAAAUGAUAAAACAAAUUACGUCUACGUCUUAAUUCUUAGGUUUCUUAGUAGCGAAGAGAGGGGUUAAAAAAGAAAAGAAGAAAGGGAAGAUAUUUAACGACACGAGAAGAGUAGAAUUUACGUGCGCAUGCGUCUUCUCGGGCUUUAAACGACGGGGUUAGCACAGAGAUAAACAGACAGAAAGGAGAAGAGAGAAUACGAAGAACGAGAGAGAGAGGGAUAAGGUUUUCCAAAAACAUAUCUUCGAAACACGAAGUAUACCGUGAACGAGAAAUACGAUUUUAGCUUUAGGUGUCUUCCGAUGGCGGGAGUUUUUAAAAUAAUUGCGUAUACAUUACGUAGGGGUAAAAAGAAAAGAAAAAACUAUCUUUUCCGCGGCCGGUCAAAGCAUAAUGUGGAGAAAAUGAUUUAAAAAAGGAAGGGGUGGGUGAAAUCAACGUGCGGACGUGUUUGCUUUUCGAAAAAAAAAAUUUCUUUUCGACAUGGGAAAAGCGUAAAUAUAAUUCGUUAGUGAAAAUUAUCCUAGUCAUUUUGGAAACCUUUUAUAAUUCUGUGAUAUAACGUCGGACUAGUAUCAAGAUAUGUAUUUGGCGCUACAAAAUGAAAAAGGGGAACAAGUAAUCAGGGUUGGGUUGCGCGGGGAAUAAAAGAGAAACAUAAUAAAAUAUUUACCACCUUUCCACAUUAUGAUUGCCGGCAUGUGUGUGUGCAAAAUUGCGUACUGUAUAGCGAAAAAAAAAGAAACUAAUUGGUUAAUUAAUAUCGAGGAAAUUCUGUGAUGUUCUUCAGUUGAGGUAUACUAGAAACGAAAAUGUUAGAGGUAUAACGAAGAAAACAAAAACACGUAUACGGAAUUAGGUCGAUGUUCGGUGUUGUGUAAGUUAAUAUUGUAAAUUAAAACGAACGGAAAAAGAAAAAAGAGACAAGAAGAGAAAAAUACCGAGACACGAGACGAGACUUUUACGCCGAGAAAAUUCAAGAUCGAAUACUGUACGGAGUUUCUGCGAUUGUCCAGGCGACCGCUGAUCCGUUUUCAUUAAAAUUCAAGGAACACGUGUUCGAUUCAAUUGGAGCAACGAGCGAAGAACUGAACCGCGUGUCGUGGAAAAUUUUCCGGGAAAAUCUCGUGGAAAAAAGAUGUCGCGUUGAGCCUAUUCUUGUAGGCUCGAAAUUUUAACGAUCGGUACGAUACCAAAGUGGAUUUGACUGUUAUACUACGAUUAUUUCUCUUUUUUUUUUAAUUAGUAUCUCUUUUUGUUUUCUUCUUUAAGCGAAACCAAAGCGUGUAAGGAGUUUUCCCGAGGACGACGCGCGAACCACUCGCUCCUAGACGUUUCUCGCGAUCGGCUGUCGCCACGAAUCGAGGAACGAAGCGCAGUGUUUUGAUAUAUUAUAUUAUAACAUAUCUCUUCAGGGUACUCGACCCACUGUACGAUGACACGGUGUUGAAUCGAAAAAUUACAAAAAAGAGAAAAAAAAAUGAAAAAAAUUAUAUAUUAUACAUUAUACAUACACAAAACGAUACACACAUACACAGAAUCUAUUCCAAUGUGCCAACGUCUUCGAACUUUGAAAAAAAAAAAAAAACAGAGAAGAGAAGCAAGGAACUUUAGGUCUUUUACUAUUUACACGAGAAAAGGGGAAAAGGGAAAUGUAGUUAGAGGCGCGUCGCAUCUUCUAUCGAGAAACGAAUAUUAUCAACGUCAUUACUACCACUAAUCGUUUUAGGAUUUAAAGCGAAUAUUAUACAAAAUAUUAUCGAGGAACUUUUUCGAACUUUAAUGCAUGAAUUUUUGUCUCGUAUGCUAUUAAAACAACAAAAAUGAAAAAAAAAAAAUACAAGAAAACACAAGUUAGAAGUUCUAAAUGGGAAUGAAAGAAAGAAAGAACAGAGAGCAAGGGGUAGAAUACAGGAUGAUUGCGGAUGAUGUGGGAGAGAAUGAGAAUGGACGAGAGAAUGAAAGAAAGAAAAUAUUUUAAACUAUCUAUUUUUAUUUGCAUUCUAAAUAUUACUUGCGUGUAAAUAUUGAUAUCAGUAAGUAACGUCUGUACCUCUGACGAUGGUAUCGCAGAGAGGGAUAUAGGUAUCGUAAUUUGGGACCGGCAUAGGCGUUCAUAUCGUAUUUUGGCAUUGGGGUGCGAUUGUGUGUGAGAACACUGGACGUUGGAAAGGCUCUGCGUCUUUGUGUGGACGAUGAUAUGUGGUUUAUUGUUGUCUCGAGAUAUAUAAGCUAUUUCUAUUCACGUAUUUCCGUUUUUCUUGUCGAUCGUGAAUCGCACCGACGAAACCAACACAGCAGACCUUUUUAUACCGCUCCAAACCGAUAACUGUCGAAUAUCUAACCGGAUCGAUUGUGAGGGAAAACUCGUCGAAUGGUGGACAUGAUCAUGAUCGUUUUGUGGAUCAGGAUUCUGUCAAACCACGUGUUCCACGAGUUUUUCACGACAACGAAUACAUUCAUAGAUUCUAGCUUCCGUUUGAAACAUUAUUAUAGCCGUUGGUCUUAACACGCAAACGUACGUAGAGGGUUAACAAUGUUAGUUGUCACUCGGUUUCGUUUAAUUUUUCUUUUUCUUUUAUAUAUGUAUAUCAACGACUUGCAUCGCACAUGAGUUGAGCUAACAGCUGGCGGUGCUCAAAUUAAUUUCCUGGCGCUGUGACGAAAUACUUUGAUACGCGAAUUUACUUUCGAGAAGGCUGAUUUUUAUAAUUUUUAAACGUGUCCACGUUUAAUUAAGGACUAAAAUUUAUUUUUACUAGUUUCCAGACUCUUUUUUUGUUUGUUUGUUUUUUUUAAAUCCCUGCGUACAAGGGAGAAAUGGACUGAUUAGACUGUUUUUUUUUUCGAUUGGUAUAAACUAUUUUUUUUUCCUUUCUUGAUCAUGUGAUAUUGUCUUACCAAAGAGCAUCGGGAAAAUUGUGAAAAAUUCUCGGACUUUCGGAUCGGUAUCCACCUUUGGAAAAUCGAAUAGAAAGAUACAAUUUUACGCGAAAGAUACAAAGAUACUAUUUAUUUGAUUGAUCUCGAACGAGUAUCAAAACUGUUCUAUUAUUUUUCGGCUCGAGAAGAAAAUUCUUGUGGUAUCGCGAAGGUCCGAGAAAAUGUGGCGAAUAUAAUUAUUCUUGAUACGAAUAUCGUUCGGUUUCGAUCGAAAAAAAAGCAAAAUUUCCAUUGUUUUCAAAAAAGGGGGAUCAAAAAACAAAAGUGGAACUAUGAAGGGAAAAAAGAAACUUGAAGUUGAGGAAGAAAUGCAUCUUCGAAUCGAAAACAGAAACAAAAGCUGCUUAGGGAUGUGUAAUUAUGGUAAAAAAAAGGGGAAAAAAUGAAAUGAAAUGAACGAAAGAAAAAAAAUAAUAACGUCGAGCAUAUAGGAGAAAGACUACUUAGAUUUAUUUUUAUUAUGUCUUCAAAAAGACUUUAAAUAUAAUAUUUAUAUUGUGCCAUAAUUAAUAUU
Molecule: messenger RNA, 9220 nt
Organism: Osmia bicornis bicornis
Lineage: Eukaryota; Metazoa; Arthropoda; Insecta; Hymenoptera; Megachilidae
Gene: br
Product: broad-complex core protein
Exons: 6
Coding region: 2008-3387 (459 amino acids)
Biological process (GO): regulation of transcription by RNA polymerase II
Cellular component (GO): nucleus
Molecular function (GO): protein binding
Source: RefSeq, a predicted model, not a curated record